Molecule: messenger RNA, 1485 nt
Organism: Pieris macdunnoughi
Lineage: Eukaryota; Metazoa; Arthropoda; Insecta; Lepidoptera; Pieridae
Source: the annotation of a GenBank genome assembly
AUGACUAAAAAACUUCUCAAAAUAACGUGUCUAUUGUUAUUGAUUUUUGCUGUGACUAUUGAAGGAAAGAAACUUUCUAGAAGCCGAGGAUCGGGCAGGGGUUCUGGUAGGAAGACUAAUUAUAAGCCUCAACCAGCUCCAACUUCCUUGAGCUAUCCACAAGCGUCAGCUCCCAAACCAAGUUUAUUUGGUUGGCAAGAAAAACCUGCUCAAAAGACACAGAUAUCGCAAUCACACCAAUCUAAGCCAGGAAAUCAAGCUCCUUCAUAUCCUGCAAGCAACACUGGGCUUUCUGGUGCAGGUUCAAAACAAACUCAGCAACAGGAACAUGUUCAAAGAAGUAAUGUCCCAAGCCAGCAAACUGCACCUCGUCCUGAAUCACCGAGCCAAACGAAUAGCCACGCAUAUCCUGCCUCCAAUGGAUUAUCUGGAAAUUCUGGAGCAGGUUCUAGCUAUCCACAAGGGUCAGGAUUAUCCGGAUCAAAUGGGGUUCCGUCGUCGUAUAAUUCACCAAAUAAGCCACAGUACCCACCUAAUAACAAUUUACAAAACAAUCACCCGCCGAACAAUGUUGGAAAUAAUUACCAAGCUGCUCCCCCACCCUACACACCGUAUGGAAAUAACAAUCAUCAAGGCCCUCCACCUCCUUAUUCCAAUUAUGGACAUGGUUACAGUGGUUAUGGGGGUCAUGGUGGACCAGGAUACAGUCCACAAAUGCCUGGUUACUUUGGCAGCUACACCAACAAAGGUUUUGGUGGUGUAAGCCGUUCUGGUAGUACACUAGCUGGUGUUGGUUUAGCCGGUGCCGGUAUAGGAACCGUGCUGACUGGGUUGGCAUUGUGGAAUAUGGCUAGAUCUACAGGUCAUCAUCAUCAUACAGUUAUCUAUGAUAAUAGAGGACAGCCUAUUGCAGUAGCUGCCGAAAACGGAACUGUUUCGGCUGAAGAUCCCAUACUACGUGAUUUAGUAAACUGUACUCUUACAAUCAGCAGUAUAAAUGCGACUGAAGUCAUCGCAAUACCUUGUUCAAUUGCAACUUCCUUUACACCUGAUGCUAAUGUUAAGGAUGAUAAAGUUGAGAAUGCUAAUAAUGAUACGAAGUGCACGAUCACUGUGGUAACAAAAGAUAGUAAAGAAUUUAUGACGACUAUACCAUGUUCCAUUUUACUGAACACUGCAGCACAAAAUAACGUAACAGAACCACCGAACGUUCUUGCAGAAACUGCUCUAAAUGACACCUUGGUAGAAACUGCUCUAAAUGACACCUUGAUAGAAACUAAUAUUACCGAUUCAAAUUCUCCAAAAGCCUUAAAACUUUCUAGUGAGGAUGAGAUUAAGGACUUCACUGUUGGGUUAAACUGUACGUCUUCCGAAUCAGGAGAAAUUCGUGAUCCUAUUAAUCCAUGCUUUAGUGUAAAAGAUAAUUUAACUGUAAUACCUCUCAUUUCCACUACUAAAUCUGACUUGCUUCCAGAAAACAAGUAA